CACCAAUCUAUUCCAUAGGUCUCAUUCCGGAUUCUAUGAUCGCCGACCAUACACACCACACAUAUUCCUGCGAGUGCCAAGCCCAUUUCUAUACACACCAUCCAGACAAUGUAUAUGCACCCAGCCCACAACCCUCAACUAACCCCCUGCAAUCCCAAAUCGUGUCCUAUCCCAAAAACGAUCAUCAAACCUCAACACCAAGAUCUCAAAAUGCAUUCCCCCCCCCAAAAAACCCCAAUCCAACCAGACCCCAAUCCCAAGCCCAUCAACCACAAAACUCGAUAGAUCACAUCCUCCAGGCCGCCGAUACACAAUCUAAUCAACCGUACACGUACACGGCCGAUCACGCACGCACGCACGCACGCACGGAACCACCCCAGAGUCUAGAAUCUAAAAUAGAUAGAUACAUCCCACAAGCCCAUCUAGAACAACCCCUAGGUAGUCUACCUGUAUCCACAACAAAUCGAUUCAUCCUGCCAACACCUACCGAAAACCAGGAAAUGUCAACCUGCUAAAAAAAGUAAGCAAAGCAAAGAGAACACGGGAGCCGAUCGCCGCACGCUUGAAGCAGCUAGACUAGCUAUCUACAGUCCGGUACGGUCCCGAUAUGCUUCUAGACGCCUACUAGAACGCGCUAGAAGGUGGCACUCGAUCUAUCGAGUUGUUGAUCUGGGAUACAGGCGGUAGCGUGUUUGGGCUUGAUUUCGAUCGGAUCGGAUCGCAUUGGAUUGGGUUAUGGGUCUAGGAAUAGGAAAGGGGUUCUGUUGGCGGGUGGUUGAUUGUGGGAGGGAGUGGGGUGGGUUGCUUUUUACUUUGUUUUGGGCGGUGCUUGUGUAGUACCUGGUUCUAUAGCUGGGGGUAGUAAGGAAGGGGAU
Messenger RNA from Aspergillus homomorphus CBS 101889, 875 nucleotides. RefSeq lists its product as uncharacterized. The record is from RefSeq and is a predicted model, not a curated record. The transcript has a single exon. Lineage: Eukaryota; Fungi; Ascomycota; Eurotiomycetes; Eurotiales; Aspergillaceae. The coding region runs from base 36 to 515 and encodes 159 amino acids.